Molecule: messenger RNA, 1481 nt
Organism: Cladocopium goreaui
Lineage: Eukaryota; Dinophyceae; Suessiales; Symbiodiniaceae
Source: the annotation of a GenBank genome assembly
AUGGUUUAUACCUUCACCUAUUUCACAACUGACCAGUAUGUGCCAAGUCUACCGCUGAUGGGACGGGACCUCUCUGGCUCGCAAAGUAUGAUGAGCGCGACAGUGCAGAUGAACUUCGUGGUGAAAGCGCUGGCAGGCAUCUUCACUGCAGGUCUGUCAGACCGAGUUGGCCGGAGGCCUACUCUUUUGGUAUGCAUGGUUUUGCUCAGUUUGGCCAGUUUUUGUUGCGGAUGCGCUGGCCGAAUCGAAUGGUUCUUUGCCGCACGCGUCCUCCAGGGGCUCGGCGAGUCAGUGGAACCUGUGGUCUUUGCCAUCGUCCGGGAUUUCUUCACAGAGGAGGAGGCGCGUUUCGCCAUGGUGGCUGCCUUGCAGACAGUGUCCAUUGGAGGCAUGUUAGUUGCACCGGUCUUUGGUGUUUUUUUGGCUGAGCUCUUUGGUUGGCGCUUGUCCUUCUUUGUUUUGGCCGUGGUUUGGGGCAUCCUGGCAUUCUACGCCUACGUGGAGAUGGUUGAGAGUUGUCCAGACGGAUCUGCGACCCAGAGCUAUGUCGGUGAGUUGAAACGACUUCUGGACCCCUACCUCCUGUGCUUGUUACUGACAGAGAGUUGCAUGAUGGCGGCAUACCUGACCUUCAAUGCAAACAUCAGUUAUCUGAUACAGUCCUUCCAGCAGCCAACCAUUACGGCUUCAAUCAGCAUGUUGGCAUUUGCAGCCUUGAAUGCCACUGGCCUGUGGCUGAUGAAGAAGCUGCAGCUUGGGAACCUUUGGGAGGUGGCGAUCAUCGCCGUGGCAUACUUCGCCUCCACGGGCUUCGUUUCUUUGUCGCUGGGCAUUUUGUUCUCUGACUUCCUGUGGUCCUAUUUGUUGGGAACCUUCCUACAGGCCAGUGCGAUCACCAUGGCGUUGGUCUCUGUGAACGUGCUGUUCUUUGAGCCCUUGCAAGAUUGCGCUGGCAUGGCUGCUUCAUGCGAGAUUUGUGCCAAGAGUCUGAUUCCAUGUUUCUUUUCCAUGCUUUCAACCCAAUCCUUGAUGCACUGGGGGCCAAAAGGCCUGACAUUGUUCCAAGCGAGCGCCUGUAUCUCAUCUGGCUUGGUCUUUUGCACACUGGAGGCACAUGAAUAUUUCAAUGGGAGACAUCAACCCGAAGAAAUCUUCAGCAGCGUCCGGGCACUGGAUGGAAAAUUGGAAGCUGCUGAUCUCGAGCAGCUCUGCGGUUUGGUGCCGCUGGCGCCAAAGGAAAGGGUGAUGGCUUCGGGUUCCCUGGCUUUCCGCAGUGACAUGACCCUGCAAGCUUUCUUGGAGCACAUCUAUGGGACACCCACAAUCCUGGGGUGGUGGCCCAGCCUCAUGGAGGAGGCAGCCAGUGACGCAGUCCAAAGUGGACUUCCUUUGGCCGACGUUUGCAGCGCCUUCGAACUGGCGGCCAAGCGGGGACAUGUCGAGAUCCAGGACUUGCAUGAUGUGCUGCUGCCAGCCUUGGG